UCUGCCACACGUUGCUUUACCCUCCAUCCAUUUAUCCCAGUGGAAAACUUCCCAGCAGCGAAAAAAAGAAGACUAUUGCUUUUUUUGGUGGGGGUAAUUGAGCCACAAUGGAUUUGCAGCUGAACGGAAGAUGGAUGAGUUAAUGUAGCUGCAAGCGUCUGAUGGUGGUCUGAAGGGAUAGUCUAAAAGCAAAAUGGAUCUGUGAGUUUCUUUCAUUGUCUACACACUAUGGUUCUUGAGAGUGCCGUCACCAUGAGUUUGAUGGACAUCUCCAAGAUCUUCUCUCUGCUCCAGCCCAAAGAGGACGAGGAGGAUGAGAGCAAUAUGCUCACGCAGGCCGUCACCGGCGAUGAUGACCGCCUGUUGGCCGAGCUGCUCGGCGAGGAGCGUUUCCGCCGUUGCAUCAACAGCCGCAGCGGCUGGGGCAUCCCGGGCACGCCGCUCCGUACGGCUGCCGCGCUGGGUCACCUGCGCUGCCUGGAGGUGCUGCUGACCCACGGUGCAGAGGUGGACAGCCUGGACGUCAAGGCCCAGACGCCGCUCUUCACAGCGGUCAGCGGCAAACACCUGGACUGUGUAACGGCCUUACUCAAGGCCGGCGCCGACCCCAACGGCAGCCAGUACAACAACUGCUCGCCGGUGCUGACCGCCGCGCGGGAGGGCGACGUGGACAUCCUGCGCGAGCUGCUGGACGCAGGGGCGGAGGUGGACGUGCGGCCCAAAGUGCCCGACUGGGCGUCCAACGCCACGGCGUGCCGCGGGCCACUCUACAUCUCGGCCGUCUACGGCCACCUGGACUGCUUCAAGCUGCUGCUGCUGCACGGCGCCAACCCGGACUUCAACUGCACGGAGGCCAAGAUGCUGGCCCGCAUCAAGCAGCCCAAGACCGUGCUGGAGAUGUGCUUGCGCUACGGCUGCGGGGUGGAGUACGUGCAGCUGCUCAUCGAGUUCGGAGCCAACGUCUACCUGCCCACGCUCAUCAUUGACAAGACCACCAAGCAGAACGAGGCCGUAGGGAUCCUGCUCGCUGCCAGAGUUUGUCCUUGCACCUUGAUGUCACAGUCUCGCCUUGCUGUUCGAAACUACCUCCCAAAAGCAAAUAAAAUGAGUGCCAUUGAUCAACUGGAUAUCCCCCCGAUUCUACGGAACUAUUUGAAGCAUGUCACUUGAGAUGAUCUCACUAGGUCUGAAAGGACAAAGAUGAAUGGAGAAUCACAGGGUCGCUCUGCGGAUAUUAUGUUUGAUGUCUAAUUGUGAGUUUUUGUAUGGGAUAAGACAGGACUGAUAAGCAAAGCCGUUUUUUUUUUUUUU
Messenger RNA from Alosa alosa (allis shad), 1311 nucleotides. RefSeq names its product ankyrin repeat and SOCS box-containing 12b (gene asb12b). The transcript is spliced from 3 exons. The coding region runs from base 229 to 1170 and encodes 313 amino acids. NCBI's taxonomy places the organism in Eukaryota, Metazoa, Chordata, Actinopteri, Clupeiformes, Clupeidae. The record is from RefSeq and is a predicted model, not a curated record. Gene Ontology annotation, molecular function: protein binding.